Molecule: messenger RNA, 2036 nt
Organism: Drosophila virilis
Lineage: Eukaryota; Metazoa; Arthropoda; Insecta; Diptera; Drosophilidae
Product: mitochondrial nicotinamide adenine dinucleotide transporter SLC25A51
Cellular component (GO): mitochondrion
Molecular function (GO): NAD transmembrane transporter activity
Source: RefSeq, a predicted model, not a curated record
GCAUGUUCAACAUAAGUGGAAACAGUGUUGUCGCAUUCUCUGCGUGCUCAGAUGUGUCUGCGAACCAUUUCUAAAUAUACAAGAUUAAGAAGUAUUUUAUAAUUAGGCAUCGCAGCCUAAACUGUUAGCCUCACUUAUCAGUACGGCAUGUCAACGAUGAUGUCAUCAACAUAACUAUGCAAGACUCUCGACCACACUGGACGCUCGCCGUAAUAUAACAUAAUUCAUUAUAUAAUUAGGCGAAUUCAAUGUGAAUGUAAAGACCAAAACAAAUAGCAAGCAAACAAGAAGUGUGUGCAACUAAAUAAACAAUGGUAACAAGGUAGCAUAUGCGCACACGACGCAUGCAACACGAACGGCAACAACUGCAGCAAAAUGAAAGUCGAUGUCAUUCUAAAUACGGACGAGAGCAUAACCACAACGGCGCAGCCGGUAACAGCGGCGACAGCAACAGCCGCAGCUGCAACAACAACAGCAGCAACAACAACAGUAACAGCGGCAACAACAACAUUUGUUAGGUCCAGCCAUGCGAACAUCUUUCUGGAUCGCUUCUUUGGCGCUUUCCAGUGGGAGGAGUUUGCGUGCGGUUGUGGCUCGGCUUUUGUCAACAUCUGCGUCACAUAUCCCAUAUACAAAAUUAUCUUUCGACAAAUGCUGCACGGUGUGCCAAUUGACUCCGCCCUGUUGCAGCUACGCCAUGAGGGUCUUGGAUUUUUAUAUCGCGGCAUGUUGCCGCCAUUGGCACAAAAAACGAUCUCCCUGUCCAUAAUGUUCGGUGUGUUUGAUGGCACCCGCCGAUAUCUGGUCGAAGAUUAUCGCCUUAAUGAUUAUGGCGCCAAGGUGAUUGCCGGCGUUGUGGCUGGCAGUGUGGAGUCCAUCUUACUGCCCUUCGAACGUGUCCAGACGCUGUUGGCCGACUCGAAGUUCCAUCAAUAUUUCUCCAAUACGCAGAAUGCGUUUAGAUAUGUAGUCACCAACUAUGGUUUUCGGGAGCUAUACAGGGGCAUUGAACCAGUAUUUUGGCGCAACGGUCUGUCGAAUGCAUUGUUUUUCAUGCUGCGCGAAGAGGCCAGUGUUCGUUUACCAAAGAGGAAAUCGGUAUCGACCAGAACUGCACAAGAAUUUAUUGCCGGUGCGGUAAUUGGAGCCAGCAUCAGCACAUUGUUUUAUCCGCUAAAUGUGAUUAAGGUGUCGCUACAGAGCGACAUGGGUCAGGUAACGGAGGGAAGCUGGCACGCCUGCAAGAGAAUCUACCGCGAACGGGACAGUCGUAUAGGGAAUUUCUAUCGCGGCUGUGCAUUCAAUACGGGUCGCUCCUUUAUCAGCUGGGGCAUUAUGAAUACGGCAUACGAGAACCUCAAGAAGCUGAUACGGCAGCAGGAGCUGGCGCCGCAGGUGCAGACGUUGCCAAUGUCGAAAGGCAAGUAGAACAGAACGUAGCGACGUGACGGAGUCUUACGUUAACCAUGUGCUAUGUAUUACGUAUUACGUAAACUCAACUAAACUAAAACUAAAAAACUUAUAACUGAAUAAGCUUAAUGUAUACACAAAUAGCAAAUUUUACGUUUUUAAGUCAUAUUCUAGUGGUUUUUCGUUGUGAGUGCCACGUUUUUUGGGCGCUCAUUGCAUGUUCCCAUACGAAGCGAAAACAAAAAAAAAAAAAAUAGAAGAAAACAAAAACACGAUUAGAUGUUGUAUAUCAUACCCAUACAUAAAUGUAUUUCUUUUGGUAAGUGCAUAUAGACUGUAAAAGCUGAACUUUUCUUAAUUCGUUUAAGAACCAAUAAAAGUCGGUUUUGAAAACCAACGAAAUCGCAAUGCAAAUGCCAAUUAUGUCUGGCUUGGCGUGAGUACAAUAAAACUGAGCAUUUAAAGAACCUAAAACACAACAAAAAAAAAACAAACACAAUUAUUGUUAAACAAUCUGUAUAUAUAAUACAAUACAUAUUACGUGUACGAUUGAAUUAAUUAUGUUGUUAAUGUAUACUAUAACUACUUGCGUGAUGUUUACGAAAUUAAUAAAUUUAUUCAAUGUA